Molecule: messenger RNA, 2486 nt
Organism: Oryzias melastigma (Indian medaka)
Lineage: Eukaryota; Metazoa; Chordata; Actinopteri; Beloniformes; Adrianichthyidae
Gene: primpol
Product: primase and polymerase (DNA-directed)
Exons: 15
Coding region: 560-2269 (569 amino acids)
Biological process (GO): error-prone translesion synthesis; mitochondrial DNA replication; replication fork processing
Cellular component (GO): nucleus; mitochondrial matrix
Molecular function (GO): chromatin binding; DNA-directed DNA polymerase activity
Source: RefSeq, a predicted model, not a curated record
GUAUGUGAAAGAUUCAAUAGUUUCACGUGAAAACUAACCCUCUGGCUUAUUUCUAUUCUUUGUUGUUGUUGUUUUUGUGUUGAAAUGUUCCCUUUAUUGCAAUCCUGAUUGUGAAUCUCUAUAUAUGGAAAAAAUGUGCAAUACGUUUUUAAAAUGAAUAAAUAAAAAUAAGUGAAAGCAUAGUUUGAAUUGUUAACUGCAACUCGGCGUCAUUUAGAGCAGACCUAUGGCUGCAUAAAAUAAAAUAAAAUAAAAUAAAAUAAAAUAAAAUAAAAUAAAAUAAAAUAAAAUAAAAUAAAAUAAAAUAAAAUAAAAUACAAUUUUAAAACCUAUUGAUAUACUGAAAGUUAAAUAUUAAUUGAAACUUAAACAUAUAUCUGAAUGUUAACUGAGAAAAGCGGAAUUCUGUACCGGAAAUAGCUCCACUUCCGCUUCCGUCACAGAACCGGGAAAAACAAAAGCAGCUACCGUACAAUCAAACGUCGAUGUGGAGGAAUAUUUUUGAUCUCAAGUCACGACAUAGCAGCUAAUACUUUGGAGGAAUUUGGCUUCAAUUAGGAUGAGCAAAUGGGGAGACAGGCUGAAGAAGGUGGAGCUUCUGGCUCAGAGCUUUCAGUCCAAUCCUCUGACCACACGCUACAGACCUCGGCUGUGGCCGUGUGAGCCCUCGUCUGUGUGGAAGCUCUUCCCUCGUCAGAGUAUGGCCACGAGCUUUGCUCAGAGCUGUAAAGAGACUGUGCAUGUUUUCGCACUUGAAAAAGAGAAGGCAUCGCUGGGUCAGCGGAUUUUCCUGGUUACCAGUUACAGUGAGCUGUGGCAUUACUACAAGACUUACCCUCAGUCAUUGAUGCACUGUUAUGAAGUGAUACCAGAAGGAGCUGUCUGCAAACUUUACUUUGAUCUGGAGUUUCACAAGCCUUCAAACAGAGGAGCUGAUGGGAAAUCUAUGGUCCUUUUGCUCAUCAAGUACGUCUGUUAUAAAUUAAUGGACAUCUACGGGAUUGAAUGUUCUGAGAAAAAUGUCCUCAACCUUGACUCCAGCACAGAGGAUAAAUUCAGUCGACAUCUUAUUUUCAUCCUCCACAACGCUGCUUUCAAAGACAACAUUCAUGUUGGGAAGUUCGUCAGUGCAAUUCUUCAACCUGCUCUGAACAAAUUCAAGAGUGAUGUUGGAAGCGGAGUGAAAUCCACCACCAAAAGCAGUGAAACCUGUGUUGCAAGUGUAUCCCAAGUUUCUGAGAGGAAAACGGCGGAUGAGGAAGGAGGAGCUGACAGUCCACAGAUAAAAAGGCGUAAGCUGGUGGAUCGAGACCUCGGCUUCCUGCUGAUAAAAAACAAAGACGGCAAAGAUGGCCUGUUCGUUGAUCUUGGGGUUUACACCAAGAACAGAAACUUCCGCCUGUACAAGUCGUCAAAAGUGGGGAAGAAUGCUGCCUUCACAGUGGCAGAAGACAACAAGUUUACCCCUCAGCCAGAGAAGGGAGUUUCUCCUGAGCAAAGUAUCUUCCUGGCGUCUUUAGUAUGUAAUUUGAGCUUUACGGGUCAGAAAAUUCUUACCUGGAGUGUUCCGGAAAGCAGUGAUGCUAAAAUCUCAACAUCAACUUCUCAGCAGGGAUCAGACCCCGUUCCAGAUCCUGCUGGUGCUCCCAAAGGUCAAGAACAAAGGUUAAAAAACAGUCUGGCUGAGAAUGCAAGAGCUUCAUCCACCGCGGAAGUUUUUAAGGAAAAAAAAGGUCCUUUUUCUGGCUGCUCCGUUUCUCCUUACCCAGAAGUGGACAAAUAUGUACUGAAUGUGGUCAAAAAAGAGGCGAUACAAGGAAACAUCAGGAGGUGGAACUACUUUGCAGCAGAACAGCUUCUUAUCUAUGACAUUGCAAAAUACCGCUGGUGUGAGAAUGUGGGCAGGUUUCACAAAAGCAACAACAUAAUGAUUGUUGUGGAUUUAAAAGAGGAAGUCUGGUACCAGAAGUGUCACGAUCCAGACUGCAGAAACUUUAGGUCUUCAAGUUACCCACUUCCACAGGAGAUCUGCAUCAGCUACAUCCUGAACCUGGAUGAAGAGGACCAGGUUUACCUAAUGGAUGAAGCUGGGAACUUUGAGCUCAGUCAGGUACCAGACCAGUGCAGAGAGCCUUCGACAGAGGAAACCCCCAUCGUGUGGGGAGACGACCAGGAUGACCAAGACUUUUCAGAGAGUCUGAUCAACUUUGAACAAAAUGAGGAAAUCUCUGACCAGCUGCUACUGACUGCAGACUUAGAUGUUCAGUAGAGGAACACUUAAAAAGAUCAUUUUAAUAUUUCAUUACCGAUAAACAGUAUAAUUUGUAAUUUUUGUAAACUUAUGUGGAUAUCUAAAACAGGUUAAAACUAUUUUAUAAAUUUGUGUCUGUAUUGUUAAUUAGUUUGUUUAAAAGCCAUGUAUUCAGGGUAUCUGCUAGAGGGCGGAGCCAAACUGCAAUGACUACAUAAAACACAAAUACAACAAC